GAUAACUUCAGGGUGAUUGUGCGCCACACACAGCAAGCAGCGCCGCAGUAUCGACAAACGUUCACAAAACGUUUAGACGUAACGUUAAUAGUGUCACUUCUCUCCUUUAUUUUAGUAUUUAGAUCCUAUAAAAUCUUCAAUUUUAACCUUAUUUAGUUGUUUAAGUGUUAAGUGUAAGAUAUGAUAUUAUAAUAAUGCAAAGUGCCGCAUCAGUAUACGCAUUCUGAAGCAAUUACGUAAUGGGAAUUAUAGAGAAGUUUAAAGUUUUGCCCUGAAAUUCAACAUGGCCGCUGAUACGGGAAUGGAUACUUGUCCCAGUCCGGAAAUUACGGAUUCUAGAAAACGACCCCUCGACGUGGAUUCUGAAAAUGGGGACGUCAAACGAUCGCAUUUUAGUUCAGUGCAAGACCUGGUGACGGCCUUGCCACUGGCUAACGGCCACGGCAAUCUAACGUCUCAUUUCGCCGUGGAGCCGACGUACCACUUCAAGGUUCUGGUACCUUCCAUGGUGGCGGGAGCCAUCAUCGGUAAAGGAGGCGAGACCAUCGCUCAGCUGCAAAAAGAAACCGGAGCGAGGGUCAAGAUGUCCAAAUCACAUGAUUUCUAUCCAGGAACGACAGAGCGCGCGUGUUUGAUCACGGGCUCGGUGGAAGGCAUUAUGGUGGUUCUGGAUUUCAUCAUGGAGAAGAUAAAGGAGAAACCAGAGCUGGUGAAACCAUUCCCGGAAGGCGUGGACACGAAGAUGCCUCAGGACAGGGACAAGCAGGUUAAGAUCCUGGUGCCGAACUCUACGGCGGGCAUGAUAAUCGGCAAAGGCGGUAACUACAUCAAACAGAUAAAGGAGCAGAGUGGCAGUUACGUUCAGAUCUCGCAGAAGGCCAAGGAGCUGUCGUUGCAGGAGAGGUGCAUCACUGUUGUCGGCGAGAAGGAGAACAACAAGAAGGCGUGCGUGAUGAUCCUCCAGAAGGUGGUGGACGACCCGCAGUCCGGCUCGUGUCCGAACGUGUCGUACGCGGACGUGGCGGGCCCGGUCGCGAACUACAACCCCACCGGCUCGCCGUACGCCGUGCCGGCCACUGAGGUGACGGAGGGCCACGCGCUGGGCGGGUCGGUGGGGUCGGUGGGGUCGGUGCUGGUGAACGGCGCGGCGGGCGGCGCGCUCGGGGCGCUGGCGCUGUCGCUGUCGCUGGCGCCGCCCGGCUCGCACCAGCCCGCGCCCCUCACCCAGCACACGCUCGACCACAUCAAGGUGGCGCUGCGCCAGGCGGGCUACAGCGAGGGCGGCGUGGCGGAGAUCAGCGCGGCGCUGUCGCUGCUGGUGAAGCACGGCGUGCUGGGGCUGUCGCUGCCCGCGGCGCUGCCGGCGCCCUCGCUGUCCGCCGCCUACUUCCCCGAGGCGCCCGUGUUCGGCCCCAUCGGGCAGGUCGGCCUUGGCGUGGGCGUGGGGGGCGUGGGAGGGGUGGGGGGCGGGCGUGGCGGGGCGUUAGAGCGUUUCACGGAAGUUUCUUUCGACGCGCUUCGCCCCCCAGCCGUGGCGCCUAUCUCGCUGUCCACGGGCGUCGCCGGCUUCCCGUCGGCCGGGCUGCUGCCGCUCAGCAAGAGCCCCACGCCGGCCGACGCGCAGCCCAAGGACUCCAAGAACGUCGAGAUCGCGGAGGUCAUCGUCGGUGCUAUACUCGGCCCAGGCGGCCGAAGCCUGGUCGAGAUCCAGCAGAUGUCCGGCGCCAGCAUCCAGAUCUCCAAGAAGGGCACGUUCGCGCCGGGCACCCGCAACCGCAUCGUGACAAUCAGCGGCUCGCCCACCGCCAUCAGCAACGCCCAGUACCUCAUCGAGCAGAAGAUCCAGGAGGAGGAGCUGAAGCGCACCCGCCACAACGCCAUCUCGGGGCUCAUGCAGUAGGUGACACUUUCGUCCCCACCCCUUUGCAGUUAACAGGCUGCGCGGGCGCAACUGACAGCCGUCGUGUAGUUAUAAUGGUUGUAAUGUGCGAAUUUAGGUCGUCGCUUAUCGGGCGGAUCGGGCGGUUAGUUGCGGAGUCGAAACUGACAGUUGUCAAUAGUGUGCAACGUAAUGUGUGUGCGCAUAUUCGAUAUUGGAAAUGGGUUUAGGGAAAUAUGAAUGAGUUUUCCAUAAGCGAUGUGGAACGUGUGCAUCAAAAUGUACAUAUAGGUUUGAUUUACCUGUUGUAAAAUUAAAUUGAGGGUAGGUGAAAAUAAAUUCUGAAGUACCCUCGUUCUUUUUUUAAUUUAAAUUGACUUUUUUUUGUUGACGAAAACAUUGCAAAUGUGAAAUUUUCACUACAGCUGUCAGUUUUUAUUCGCCAAAGCCUAAUUGUUGGACUCGGUAACAAGCGCGUCAGCGAUGCGACCGUUGAAUUGCGCUGUCAAGCUAAAUCGCCUAAGAAAUAUAACAACACGACUUUAAAUAAUAAGAUAAAAAGAAGGGGUGGGGAUUAUUAUACAUUGUUUUAACGUCGGGGACGGGCGUCAGGCGUGUUGUAGAACAUAGCGUAGUUCUAGUCAAGCGUCCCCGCCAGCGUAACCAUUAGUUACGUCCGCAGCUCGCGUACAUUCGCGCAUAGUUACCUAUUUACAGUUACAUAGAUUUAUCUAUAUUGAUUUUAUGCAUGUACCACAUAGAGUUUAUUAUUAUUAUUAUUGCUAUAUUUUAUGUUUUAACUUGAUGACGUGUUAUAACGCGCUGCGUAGCAGACUAUUAACGUAUAACGAAAGUACGAUUGUGAUAUGUCCUAUCACGGAAAUUCCUAUUCCAUUGCACAUUUUAUUUUUUUAAUUAUUAUCGUUUCACAUCUGCAUAAAUUAUAUUAUUUUGUUGACUUUCAUUGUAAAUGUUACCAUUGAUAAGUUAUUGUUUUAGUUUACAUUAUGUGCAAUAGAAUGCAUGUCGGACGUUUCAUCGGAUCAUUUCGUUGAAUGAACUUGCCGAGAGCUGCUUAAAUUGUCGUGGUGACGACUUUUUGAAGAUACGUGUUCGUGACACCAAUGGCGAUCGCGUGUCGCGGCGGGAAGCAUUGUGAUUGGUGGAGCGACUCGGCCAAGUCCGGUUCUCCGAGAUGCUCCGAGCGCGCCGCGACCUGCGCUGUAUUGUAGCGGAGCGAUCGAGCGCACGAUGGACAGUUUCGGUCAUUCCUUAUUUCUCUCGUUGAAGAUCUUUAUUUUUUUAUCCAUUUAUAAUGUUGUGUUGAUUUAGGGAUGUUCUGUAGUUAUCGAUUCGAUGUCGGUCUAAAUCCUUACGAUGUAAGUACAAUUUAAUAAAAAUAUAAUGCAUGUCCAGACUAGUAGAGGUAUAUUUUAAAGGUUUUAAAGCAGAUUCUAUAUUAUAUUCGAGAUGACAAUAUUAUAAAUGUUCUUAUUUACAGUCGCUUAGUUCUCGUUGAGACGUUUGAGUCCGCAGUCCCUCGGAUAGUUUAAGUUGUUCGUUUACCUCAGAAGUGCCAUCGUAGUUCCGUUCGUGGUCGGGUCACGCACCACCUUGAUAAUGGCAGAUACUUAUCAGAAAGGAAUGAAGUACAAAAGAAAUCGUAAUCAUAAUAAUUAUAUUCGAAUCGGCUUAAUGUACGGUAGUUAGUAAGAAAAGGAAUUGAGAGAACUCUCAGCUAAAUCUUCUUAAGCGUUAAUUAAAAAAAAAUUAUAUAUAAAGGAGCUGGUUCGAGACGCCGUAACCUCGUACUUCCGUAAAAGUGAAAUUUUCUAGUAAUAAAAUUAUAGUUAAGUACCUCUGUCCAACGACACGUAGAUAAGUUGUGCUACUGUUACUCUUUAUGUGCACGCAUAAUGCCAGAUACGCAAAUUGACAAGUUUCCCGUUGUGUCCGAAAUGAGUGAUAUCCAGUCAUAAGUUAAUUAAAAAAAAAAUACAUAAAUACCCGCAGAUUAUGAAAAGCAAUAGAAGUUUCUAGAUCUAAGGACACUCUGAAUUUGGCGUUAUAAUAUUUUGCGAUCUGCCAUUGAGCAAGCAUACAUUCUUAUAAUAUAUGUGUGUUAUGUAGGUAACAUUGCAGUAGUUCAUUCACAUAGGUAGUUCAUAAUAUUCUAUCUUUAAUGGUAUAGGUAUCGCUGUUCCAACUUUCUGGUGUUUUUCAACUUCUCAUCUUAUUAAUAUGUAUAUUUGGGGGUAGGUACGGAUAUCGUCUUGUGUCAAUUAAUAUGAGAUUUCGUGGCAUCGUGACUGCGGCUAAAAUAAAUAACAUAACUCUUAAUGUUCACUCUGCCAUCUAAAAUUGAAAAUACUUAUCCAAAGAUUUAUUUAAUUACCACACGGCAUGGCAUUCGAGCCAGAAAUCUGCACUUUGGAAACGUAUUAAUAAUAUUCCAAUAACAGUAAACACAAGCUUAAUUCUUGACUUUGAUAUAAGGACACUUAGAUGUCACAAAACAAGGUUGAAAGUUACAAUGUGAAUGCAGUCGCGAUGAUCCGAUUACAGUGGGCAGUUUGCCAAUUGUUAGUUGGCACCUCCAACUCAAUGCCUGUGAACGUCGAUUUUACAAGCUCAAUUUUAUUGGAAUUACUUGAUUAGUCGGUACGUGUAAGUAAAUCGUCAAUUAUUCGGGAAUUUGAUUUCUGAUCCCAGCCAGCAUUCGGUUUGUGCGACCUCCGGGGUAGACUUCGAUCUUUAGCUCUUCCUUUUUCCUUUCUUUCUAUCAGUGUUGCGUCUUGCCUAUUGAAGUCGGAAUGCUCUUCGCAGGGUCUCAAACGAUUCUCGAUGUCGUGUUGCCGACAGAGGGCGCCGUGUUGUUGUUACACUCGCGGGAAGGACCAUUUUUACGGGUCCAAACUCGAUUAAUGUGAUAAUCUUAUGAUUAAUGGUAAAUUCUGUAUUUGAAUGUUGAACCUGGCAUAUUCUUUCUCUAUCCACUUGCUCAUACCAGAAAAUAAAUGACAAUUCUCAAUUCUUUUGAGUGUCAUGGAUUAAUUGGACCUGUGAAAAUGCGUAUUUCGCGUCCCGAGCGCCAUCUGUCACUUGUUAUCCCCUGUUCUCUCGUUACCCCCAUCUCGUGACCGUUAACGUUAAACUAAGCACGUUGCGAAGAACAUUCCGAACGUUUAACGUUAUCGGUGAAAUUAUUGUUAGUUAUAAUUGUCAUAUUAAAAACAAUAUUAUGGGUAUGUAAUAGAUAAUUUAAUAUACUGGAAAUGUUAAAAGUUGUUAUACUGAAGUUGUUACAAUAUUUGAGAGUAUAUCGUGAAUACAAAAUAAUAAUUUUAGUGCGGUAACAUUAUCUGAAUAAAUUUUAUCGUGUGGAAAGAUAAUAAAUAGUGCAAAUAGUGCAACGUCGUCGUUCUCGAACUACGUUUGCAGCGAUGCGCCGAGACAAGGUUAUGUACUGUUUCUGUGAUACUGACAAAUAGACGCUCGCACGCACUCCGCACGCACGCGCCCUGCCAUCGUUUCUGCGCCAAAUGAACAUUACGCAGAAUGACAAAUAUUGUUAAACAUAGUGACACGAGAUUUUCUUACAUAAUAGCGUAAUUGUCAUUUUGCGCACAAACGUCCACCACGGGUGCCUGUUUCUGGUUGUGUCAAAUAUUAGGAGUCGUUUCGUAGUUCACUCGUGGGCAUCUCCCCCCCCCGCAUAGGACCGCACUCGCAUAGAUCACUCGCACGCGGCACCCCGCACACUAUCGACGAAUAUUUUAACAUUAACACUGUUACGGUUAAGGUUUUCAAUGUUGUAGGCUAAGUUAGCUAGUUGUCAUUCUCCAUUCUAACGGUUACGGUGAGGACAAGGUCGGCCGCGCGCCGGCGACUCGGCGACCGCGCAUCUCAUCCUCCUUUUAAUUUUAAUAGCUAAAUGUUGUUGAAUUUGUUGAUAGAGUGGUUUAUUGUAAUUACUAUAGUUAGUAUAGUGGGUAUACAAGAAGGUGGCAGCCGUUGGUGCGCUAGGCUAGAGUAAGGUUCGAUACUGUGUAUAGGAAAAUGGCUGUGCGUUCAAGUCGAACUCAACAUUAAGACAUCACCGCGCUCGUGUUGGAGCGCGGGCGCCGCACACGACGCGCCGCCGCCGCCCGCCACUGCCUGCUAGUCGCGGUGGACUUAAUAAGUUCAAAUUCUCAAAUUCGCUUAGUCCCUUCAAUAGCCAGUCAUGCGUAUUCUUCUCGUGACUAAACCUAACAUCGAGAUGUCUAUACGCGAGAAAUAAAUAUUGACAUUUUGCUACUUGGGACGAAUUGCGAAUAGGGCAUACUAUGAAUCCGCAGCGGCGCAAUGUUGGUAUAUAUUUAACAAGGAUUAAAUUUUUUGUGGCUAUUACACUACGCAUAUGAUACAGGUUGAUAAAUGUAUAAUGUAUAUUAUUGCAUUAUCUACGACAUGAAAUUGGCUUGGAGAAAUAUUAAUUAUUUUGCAGAUUUCAUGGUUUUUCUUAACGGAAAACGUGAAAUAAAUUAAUUUGUAUGUUCAUGGUGUAAUAUCCACGAGAUAAGAAAUACUUGGGGACGUACGCGAUGGUAGCGCCCCCGGCGAGGCAGCGGCGACGCGAUAGUACUCACAAUCUGUAUAUAAUUGCAUAACAUUGUUUCAUUUACGUUCUUCUCCUUGCUCAUUGUCAUCAAUUUAUUAAAGACUGAGGAAUCAACUUGCGCAUAUUGACAUCGUCACGAAACGCGUCCCGAAACGUUAGGGAUUAUUGUAAUAUAUAAUUUUUAUUGUCAUUAAAAUUUUCACUCGGUUCAUGUGGAAUCGUCCGCAAGGAUGUAGUCGUGUGCGGCUCCCGCGCGUGCGCUCGCGGCCGCGCUGGGCGCCAGGAAUUGGCGCCCAGCGUGGCGCCAGCGCAGGGCGAUGCAGUACCGAAGUCCCAGCGCCGAUCAGUCGUUGUCUCAUCAACCUUUACACAUGUUGAGAUUGAUAUGUUAUACUAAUUCUAUUGAAUUAUAACUUGUUGCGUAUUAUAAGUAUGUAUAGACAGCGGCUCGGCACGUUAUGUAUAGAAUACGUUGAAAACAUUUGUUGAUGUACAGUUCAGUGAUGGAGUUUUUUAUUUUUUAUUAUUUUGUUAACUUGGUUUACGACAAACGGGUCUGCAAUGUUAUGUAUGAGAAAUAAUUAUUAAUUAAGUUUGAAUUGAAAUGUUGAAUAAUUUUUUUGAAUUUAAAAUUCUGUAUAUUUUAGUCAAUGUUUUAUUAUUAUUUAGUUGACAUGAUUGAUUUUCUAAUGAAAUGUUACUUUGCAAUGUUGUAAAAGUUAAGAGGUUAAACGAAAGAUAAAUAAUGUCUUAGUGUUUAAAAGAUCGAAAACCAAUUAAAAGGUACCUUGAACAUUGUCUAUAUUAUAUUAACAUUAAAUAAAUGCAAAACAA
This is a messenger RNA of Amyelois transitella, 7316 nucleotides long. It is a transcript of the gene pasilla, whose product is annotated as RNA-binding protein Pasilla. Gene Ontology annotation, cellular component: cytoplasm; nucleus. The coding region runs from base 284 to 1900 and encodes 538 amino acids. Lineage: Eukaryota; Metazoa; Arthropoda; Insecta; Lepidoptera; Pyralidae. The transcript is spliced from 10 exons. Gene Ontology annotation, biological process: mRNA splicing, via spliceosome; regulation of alternative mRNA splicing, via spliceosome. Gene Ontology annotation, molecular function: mRNA binding. The record is from RefSeq and is a predicted model, not a curated record.